Molecule: messenger RNA, 7396 nt
Organism: Toxorhynchites rutilus septentrionalis
Lineage: Eukaryota; Metazoa; Arthropoda; Insecta; Diptera; Culicidae
Gene: Prp8
Product: pre-mRNA-processing-splicing factor 8
Exons: 8
Coding region: 165-7316 (2383 amino acids)
Biological process (GO): mRNA splicing, via spliceosome; spliceosomal tri-snRNP complex assembly
Cellular component (GO): U5 snRNP; catalytic step 2 spliceosome
Molecular function (GO): U2 snRNA binding; U6 snRNA binding; U1 snRNA binding
Source: RefSeq, a predicted model, not a curated record
AUGCAUUAGACACUUGAUCGAAAAACUCAAACAUCGCAAAACGUUUAAGAAAACGCGUUCGCUGCUAAAGUUUUGCUUUGAUUUUACGGGAAAAAAAUUAUCCAAUUUUGAUGAAAGACUAGUUCAAUUCAUACUCCACAACAAGCUAAGUCAGCUACUCCAAAAUGGCUUUACCCCCCUACAUGAUUCCACCGAAUCAAUGGGCGGCCCACAUGAUGGCGCAGCAGCAGGCGUUUGCCGUCCAGCAGGCUCAGGCCCAACAGCAGCACCAGGCGGCAGCCGCUCAAAUGCACGCCCAACAGUUGGCUGCAACGCAGAUGCAGAUUCCUCCCCCGAUGGGACACAUUCCGCCGCCGGGUCCUCCGAAACCGGAUAUUAUGAUAUCGGAGGAAAAACUAAUGGAAAAGGCACAGAAGUGGCAGCAGCUGCAGACGAAGCGGUUUGCCGAGAAACGCAAAUUUGGGUUCGUUGACGCUCAGAAGGAAGAUAUGCCGCCGGAGCAUAUACGUAAAAUUAUACGCGACCACGGUGAUAUGACCAGCCGGAAGUAUCGCCACGAUAAGCGGGUUUAUUUGGGUGCGUUAAAGUAUAUGCCGCACGCUGUGAUGAAAUUGCUGGAGAACAUGCCAAUGCCAUGGGAACAGAUUCGAGACGUUCCAGUGCUGUAUCACAUAACGGGAGCGAUUACGUUUGUCAAUGAAAUACCCUGGGUCAUCGAACCGGUCUAUAUUGCCCAGUGGGGAACGAUGUGGGUUAUGAUGCGUCGUGAGAAGCGAGAUCGACGUCACUUCAAGCGAAUGCGGUUCCCUCCUUUCGACGACGAAGAACCUCCGUUGGAUUACGCAGAUAACGUGUUGGAUGUGGAGCCAUUGGAAGCUAUUCAAAUUGAGCUAGACGCCGAGGAGGAUUCAAGUGUGUACGAGUGGUUUUACGAACAUCGGCCAUUGACUGGAACUCCGUAUGUGAAUGGAUCCACAUAUAGGAAAUGGAACUUGACAUUACCACAGAUGGCGUCACUCUAUGGACUAGCAAACCAGCUGCUAACGGAUCUUGUGGAUGAUAACUUCUUCUAUUUGUUCGAUCCGAAAAGUUUCUUCACGGCUAAGGCGCUGAAUAUGGCCAUUCCUGGAGGACCGAAAUUUGAACCACUUAUCAAGGAUCAUAAUGUCGGUGAUGAGGAUUGGAACGAGUUCAAUGACAUCAAUAAGAUUAUCAUCCGUCAACCCAUUCGCACCGAAUACAGAAUAGCCUUUCCCUACCUGUACAAUAACAUGCCACACUUUGUACAUCUCUCGUGGUACCAUGCUCCAAACGUUGUCUUCAUUAAAACCGAGGAUCCCGAUUUGCCGGCGUUCUAUUUCGACCCCUUGAUUAACCCCAUCGCUCAUCGUCACGCGGUCAAAUCGACGGAACCACUUCCGGAUGAUGACGAGGAAUUCAUUCUGCCGGAAGAAUUCCAACCUUUCCUACAGGACACACCACUUUACACCGAUAACACGGCGAACGGAAUUUCUCUGCUAUGGGCGCCGCGUCCGUUCAAUAUGCGUUCCGGUCGUUGUCGGCGAGCCAUCGAUAUUCCACUGGUCAAGGGCUGGUACAAAGAACACUGUCCCCCGGGGCAUCCGGUGAAGGUUCGCGUUAGUUACCAGAAACUGCUGAAAUAUUAUGUACUCAAUGCGUUGAAGCACCGCAAACCUAAGCCACAGAAAAAACGUUAUCUGUUCCGGUCCUUCAAGGCCACCAAAUUUUUCCAGACGACUACACUGGAUUGGGUCGAGGCCGGACUGCAAGUUUGCCGCCAGGGUUAUAACAUGCUUAAUCUGUUGAUUCACCGCAAAAAUCUCAACUAUCUUCAUUUGGAUUACAAUUUCAAUCUUAAACCGGUGAAAACACUAACUACCAAGGAACGUAAGAAGUCACGUUUCGGAAAUGCAUUUCAUUUGUGUCGCGAAAUAUUGCGUCUGACGAAAUUGAUAAUUGACUCACACGUGCAGUAUCGAUUGAAUAACGUCGAUGCGUUCCAGCUGUCCGAUGGCUUGCAGUAUAUUUUUGCCCACGUGGGUCAACUGACCGGAAUGUAUCGUUACAAGUACAAACUGAUGAGACAGAUCCGUAUGUGUAAGGAUUUGAAACACUUGAUUUACUAUCGAUUUAACACAGGACCAGUCGGCAAAGGACCGGGAUGUGGCUUCUGGGCUCCCGGAUGGCGCGUAUGGUUGUUCUUUAUGCGUGGCAUCACACCUCUGCUCGAACGUUGGCUUGGCAAUCUGCUCUCGCGUCAAUUCGAAGGUCGUCACUCCAAGGGUGUGGCGAAAACGGUCACCAAGCAGCGUGUAGAGUCACAUUUCGAUCUGGAGUUACGUGCCUCCGUUAUGCACGAUAUCGUGGACAUGAUGCCCGAAGGUAUCAAACAGAACAAGGCUAGAACUAUCUUGCAGCACUUGUCGGAGGCCUGGCGUUGCUGGAAGGCAAACAUUCCCUGGAAAGUUCCGGGACUACCGAUUCCCAUUGAGAAUAUGAUUCUACGUUACGUCAAAAUGAAGGCCGAUUGGUGGACUAAUACUGCUCACUACAACCGGGAGCGUAUCCGGAGGGGAGCAACUGUUGACAAAACUGUUUGUAAGAAGAACCUCGGUCGUUUGACACGUCUCUAUCUGAAGGCUGAACAGGAGCGUCAGCACAACUAUCUGAAGGAUGGGCCGUACAUUUCUCCGGAGGAAGCGGUAGCAAUCUAUACGACUACGGUGCAUUGGUUGGAGUCUCGUCGAUUCGCUCCCAUUCCUUUUCCUCCGCUGUCAUACAAGCACGACACGAAGUUGUUGAUUUUAGCUCUGGAACGAUUGAAGGAAGCUUACAGUGUUAAAUCUAGACUUAAUCAGAGCCAGCGCGAGGAGUUGGGAUUGAUUGAGCAGGCUUACGACAACCCCCACGAGGCGCUGUCCAGAAUCAAGCGUCAUUUGCUAACACAGCGAGCAUUCAAAGAGACGGGCAUUGAAUUCAUGGAUUUAUACAGCCAUCUCAUUCCCGUGUAUGAUGUGGAGCCACUCGAGAAGAUCACCGACGCCUAUCUGGAUCAAUAUCUAUGGUACGAAGCAGACAAGCGGAGAUUGUUCCCACCUUGGAUCAAGCCCAGUGAUACUGAGCCACCGCCACUGUUGGUGUACAAAUGGUGCCAAGGCAUCAAUAAUCUGCAGGAAGUAUGGGACGUAUCGGAGGGAGAGUGCAAUGUACUGUUAGAGUCCCGCUACGAGAAGCUGUACGAGAAAAUCGAUUUAACACUGCUCAAUCGCUUGCUGCGUCUGAUCGUGGACCAUAACAUUGCGGAUUACAUGACGGCUAAGAAUAACGUCGUCAUAAAUUACAAGGAUAUGAACCACACCAACAGUUAUGGUAUAAUCCGUGGGCUGCAGUUUGCUUCGUUUAUCGCGCAGUACUAUGGUUUGGUGCUGGAUCUGCUGGUGCUGGGACUGCAGCGAGCCAGCGAAAUGGCUGGUCCUCCCCAGAUGCCGAAUGAUUUCCUAACGUUCCAGGACGUUGCGACGGAAUCGUGCCAUCCGAUUCGUUUGUAUUGUCGGUAUGUGGAUAGGAUCCAUAUCUUUUUCCGGUUCACUGCUGAAGAGGCGAGAGAUUUGAUCCAGCGCUAUCUGACCGAGCAUCCCGAUCCGAACAACGAGAACAUUGUGGGGUAUAACAACAAGAAAUGUUGGCCACGUGACGCCAGGAUGAGACUGAUGAAGCAUGAUGUGAAUCUGGGCCGUGCAGUGUUCUGGGACAUCAAGAAUCGCCUGCCGCGCUCGGUAACCACCGUGCAGUGGGAUAAUACUUUUGUGUCGGUGUAUUCCAAGGAUAAUCCGAAUCUGCUGUUUAACAUGUGCGGAUUUGAAUGCAGAAUUUUACCUAAGUGUCGCACCCAAAACGAGGAAUUCACCCAUCGGGAUGGAGUGUGGAAUUUGCAGAACGAAGUCACCAAGGAACGUACCGCACAGUGUUUCUUGCGGGUCGAUGAUGAAUCCCUAUCCCGGUUCCACAACCGUGUGCGACAGAUACUCAUGGCUUCCGGAUCGACGACAUUUACUAAGAUCGUCAACAAAUGGAACACAGCGCUGAUUGGUUUGAUGACAUACUUCCGUGAGGCUGUUGUCAAUACCCAGGAAUUGUUGGAUUUGCUGGUGAAGUGCGAAAACAAGAUCCAAACCCGUAUCAAGAUUGGGCUGAAUUCGAAAAUGCCUUCCAGAUUUCCGCCGGUGGUUUUCUACACACCGAAAGAGUUGGGCGGUUUGGGUAUGUUGAGUAUGGGACACGUACUGAUUCCGCAGUCGGAUCUGAGAUGGUCCAAGCAGACGGAUGUGGGCAUAACACAUUUCCGCUCGGGUAUGUCUCACGAUGAGGAUCAACUUAUUCCCAAUUUGUAUCGAUACAUCCAACCGUGGGAAAGUGAGUUCAUUGAUUCGCAGCGAGUGUGGGCUGAGUACGCGCUGAAGAGACAGGAAGCGAAUGCGCAGAAUAGACGUUUAACGCUGGAAGAUUUGGAGGACAGCUGGGAUAGAGGAAUUCCGAGGAUCAAUACGCUGUUCCAAAAGGAUCGACAUACGUUGGCCUACGAUAAGGGAUGGAGAAUUAGGACUGAGUUCAAGCAGUAUCAAGUACUCAAACAGAAUCCGUUCUGGUGGACCCAUCAAAGACACGAUGGAAAGUUGUGGAACUUGAAUAACUACAGAACCGAUAUGAUUCAGGCGUUGGGAGGUGUAGAGGGUAUUUUGGAGCAUACCCUUUUCAAGGGAACAUAUUUCCCCACUUGGGAGGGUCUCUUCUGGGAGAAAGCAUCCGGUUUUGAGGAGUCUAUGAAGUAUAAGAAACUUACGAACGCUCAGCGUUCGGGUUUGAAUCAGAUUCCGAAUCGUCGGUUCACUUUGUGGUGGUCUCCAACGAUCAAUCGAGCCAAUGUUUACGUUGGUUUCCAGGUGCAGCUUGACUUGACUGGUAUUUUCAUGCAUGGUAAAAUUCCGACGCUGAAAAUUUCAUUGAUUCAAAUAUUCCGUGCCCAUUUGUGGCAAAAAAUUCACGAAUCAAUUGUGAUGGAUUUAUGUCAAGUGUUCGAUCAGGAGCUUGACGCACUGGAGGUUGAAACCGUACAGAAGGAAACUAUUCAUCCCAGAAAGUCGUACAAGAUGAAUUCAUCUUGCGCUGAUAUUUUACUCUUCCCGGCGUACAAAUGGAACGUUUCGCGGCCAUCUCUUCUGGCUGACACCAAGGACACGAUGGACAAUACAACCACGCAGAAGUAUUGGCUGGAUGUACAACUGCGUUGGGGUGAUUACGAUUCGCACGAUGUUGAACGUUAUGCAAGAGCAAAAUUCCUGGAUUAUACCACGGAUAACAUGUCUAUCUACCCAUCCCCAACUGGGGUAUUGAUAGCGAUCGAUCUGGCAUACAAUUUGCACAGUGCUUAUGGAAAUUGGUUCCCGGGCUGUAAACCGCUGAUUCAACAAGCCAUGGCUAAAAUAAUGAAGGCGAACCCUGCUCUGUAUGUACUUCGCGAGCGUAUUCGCAAAGCAUUACAGCUAUACAGUUCGGAACCAACGGAACCUUACCUUUCGUCACAAAACUACGGAGAACUUUUUUCCAAUCAGAUCAUUUGGUUCGUGGACGACACCAAUGUGUACCGAGUAACCAUCCACAAAACGUUUGAAGGAAAUCUGACCACCAAACCGAUCAACGGAGCCAUCUUUAUUUUCAACCCACGAACGGGUCAACUUUUCCUGAAGAUUAUUCAUACCUCUGUAUGGGCUGGUCAGAAACGUCUCGGUCAGCUGGCAAAAUGGAAAACAGCUGAAGAAGUUGCUGCGCUUAUUCGAUCGCUCCCGGUUGAGGAACAACCGAAGCAAAUCAUUGUCACCCGGAAGGGUAUGUUGGAUCCACUCGAGGUGCAUCUGCUUGAUUUCCCCAAUAUUGUUAUCAAAGGUUCGGAGCUGCAGCUCCCCUUCCAAGCUUGCUUGAAGGUUGAGAAGUUUGGAGACUUGAUUCUGAAGGCUACCGAGCCUCAAAUGGUUCUUUUCAAUCUGUACGAUGAUUGGCUCAAGACAAUUUCAUCCUAUACCGCCUUCUCGCGUUUGAUUCUGAUUCUCCGAGCCCUCCAUGUGAACACGGAGAGGACUAAGGUAAUCUUGAAACCCGACAAAACCACCAUCACAGAGGCUCAUCAUAUUUGGCCAACUCUUAGCGAUGAAGAGUGGAUCAAGGUUGAAGUGCAGCUCAAGGAUUUGAUUCUGGCCGAUUACGGAAAGAAGAACAAUGUGAAUGUCGCUUCACUAACACAGUCUGAAAUUCGUGACAUCAUCCUGGGUAUGGAAAUUUCUGCUCCCUCAGCUCAGCGUCAACAAAUUGCCGAAAUUGAAAAACAAACCAAGGAGCAAUCGCAACUCACAGCGACUACCACGAGGACUACCAACAAGCAUGGCGAUGAAAUUAUCACCUCAACUACCAGUAACUACGAAACAACGACAUUCAGCUCGAAGACUGAGUGGCGUGUCCGUGCCAUAUCGGCCACCAAUUUGCAUCUGCGAACCAAUCACAUCUACGUCAGUUCCGAUGAUAUCAAGGAAACUGGUUACACUUACAUUCUACCCAAGAAUAUCCUCAAAAAAUUCGUCACCAUUUCCGAUCUUCGAGCGCAAAUCGCGGGUUAUUUGUACGGUGUGAGUCCUCCGGACAACCCACAAGUCAAGGAGAUACGAUGCAUCGUGAUGCCUCCCCAGUGGGGUACCCACCAACAGAUAAACCUCCCGAACUCCCUUCCUGCCCACCAAUAUCUCAAAGAUAUGGAACCACUCGGCUGGAUUCAUACUCAACCGAACGAGCUACCCCAGCUGUCCCCGCAGGAUAUCACGACGCACGCCAAAGUGAUGUCCGACAAUCCAACGUGGGACGGUGAGAAGACCAUCAUCAUUACCUGCUCAUUCACCCCCGGGUCGUGUUCACUCACGGCAUAUAAGCUCACCCCAUCGGGUUACGAAUGGGGUCACAAGAACACCGACAAGGGCAACAACCCCAAAGGAUACCUUCCGUCGCACUACGAACGCGUUCAGAUGUUGCUGUCGAACAAGUUUCUUGGGUUCUUCAUGGUGCCGGGUCAGGGCAGUUGGAAUUACAACUUCAUGGGAGUGCGGCACGAUCCGAACAUGAAGUACGAGCUGCAGUUGGCGAAUCCAAAGGAGUUCUAUCACGAGGUACAUCGACCAUCACAUUUCUUGCUGUUCUCCAGCCUGGAGGAAGGAGGCGACGGUAACGGUGCCGAUAGAGAGGAUUUAUUCGCAUAAAAUGGGUACGGGAGUUUGUUAAGUGUACAUAGUUUAACGGUUCCACAGACAUAAGCUAUAAUAAAUAAACAAAAACCAUG